Molecule: messenger RNA, 504 nt
Organism: Suillus subaureus
Lineage: Eukaryota; Fungi; Basidiomycota; Agaricomycetes; Boletales; Suillaceae
Exons: 2
Coding region: 1-504 (167 amino acids)
Source: RefSeq, a predicted model, not a curated record
AUGUUUACGACUAUACCUAUAGGUUCACAAUUGCAGGCCCUUUAUCGGCAUCCUGACAGCGCACAUGAUAUGCGCUACCUCCACAACCAAGUUCAGGAAGUUCUUGCAGGCCUUGCACAAACUGGAGAGAUCCCUGUUUUCGACAAUAUUGUGAUGGGACACAAUGCUAUUGGUGCUGUACUUGAUGGGGACAUCAAGGAGAACGAUAUUGUUCUGAUGGUGUCCCUGGAUGGUGCCCAGUUGUACGAGAGCAAACAAUCCGACUUCCAUGUCCACCCUGGUGGGUUCAUACCAGGGCCUAAUAAGCCGAAGAACUUGGAUUCCUUUCUCAUCGUGGGGUUGCAUCACCUCACAGCUCUUCAGAAUGAGGGCCCUGUUAUAUGGGACUCAUCUCGUGAUGUAACAUUCAUGUCUGAUCUUUACCUCAUCUUCAUGACUGCAGAUGGACCCAGACUCAUCUACUGGGAUGGGAUGGUGGGGCACAGCAGGAAGAAUGGAUGUUGA